Molecule: messenger RNA, 4630 nt
Organism: Columba livia (rock pigeon)
Lineage: Eukaryota; Metazoa; Chordata; Aves; Columbiformes; Columbidae
Gene: ZC2HC1C
Product: zinc finger C2HC-type containing 1C
Exons: 3
Coding region: 167-1660 (497 amino acids)
Source: RefSeq, a predicted model, not a curated record
UGUCCGUCUCCAGGCAACAGCCGUCAACACGGCGGCGGCGGGCGGAGCUCCGCGCUGUCCCGGGCGGGGCGGGAGUCGGGACGCUCGGGCCGUGGGUGCGGAACGGGAGACGACACAGCUUGCCGAGGGGGCCGGAGGAGCGCCGGCCGCACCCCGCAGGCACUGAAUGGCUUUGUUUCCACCGGUGGGUUCUGCGGAGGCCGCUACUAAGCUUGUUCCCAGUUCACAGCUGGAACACCAGAAGAAAAACUUUCAGCAUGAGCUCACACCUGACAAAGAGGAAAGUUUAAAGGAUCUCUAUGCCCGGAAGAGCCGAAGAUAUUUGUAUUCUCUUUCUGCAGAAAGCAGUGAACACUGCUCCAGUCAUGGAGGCUUCUGUUCAGCUGGACUGCAGAGCAAGUAUCUCACCAGCCAGACCAAGACUCUGCCAGCUAAAUCAGUAGCCAGACGGAGAGAAGGAGUGGACCGUGGGUAUCCCCUGAAACCAAUUUUUCACCACAAGGGUGUGAGUGUGCCAGUGGUCAGCAUAGCUCAGCUUGGAAGUUCUCCAUACAUGGAGGAAGCUCCAAAUAGUAGGCCUAGCUCAAUGAGCAAAAGGAAUCCUGCAGCAGGGAGGUCUCAGCUAGCUGCAGGGCUCCCUCCUUGGACAGCAGAGCCUAAACAGUCAGCCUCCCAUCAGUACAGGAAAGAGCUGGCCUACAUCCUAAAGUUAGAGGCAGAUGGACAGAACCUGGAAGAGGAAAUCCAAAAGAAAGAGGCCCUCCUCAAAGAGAAGCUGAGGAAAACAAAGGAGGCACUUAGGAGGAUUCAAAGAGAGAAGGAGCUUGUCGAGGCAGAGGAGAGAAGAGAGAGAGAAGCAGAGAGGGCUCAGGAACAAAAGGCCACAAGGCACCUUGAAGAGAAAACUUUCAGAGGUGCCAUCAGGCCAGGUGAUGGUGGGGGGCUCUCCAGUGGGGCACAGUCUGCAGAGGCCACUAUCCCCAAGCCUGGCACCACCCCCCAAGAACUGUCUAUGGAGAAACUCAAGAAAGAGCGGCUGGUGGCCAGCAACAGCAAAAUUCGAGAUGGCAUGCCCAUGGACCACGUAGCUCCUAGUUCAGAGCUGGACCUAAAACAUAGUCCUUCUCCCUCUGCCCUCUCUGACCGAGAUUCUGGUGACCACCUGUCCCCAGAAGUGCUGUACGUGCGGGCUGCCGGCGCUUUGGAGCAGGGUGGGCUUGAACAGUGCAGCUUCUGCGGUCGCAAGUUUCUCUGCAGCAGGCUUGAGAAACACAGGAGUAUCUGCAGCAAGAGCCAAGGUUCCAAGAGGAAAGUGUUUGACUCCAGCAGGGCCCGAGCUAGGGGCACAGAUCUGGAACAGUAUCAGCAGUGGAAGAGCUCAGAGAGGCCUCAGACUAAGCCACCCAGAAGGAACAACUGGAGACAGAAGCAUGAGGUUUUAAUCCAGACCCUGCGCCAGGCUCGCCAGGUGCAGCAAGUCCUCUCCAAGGGAGGGAAGGUGUCUGACCUGCCCCUGUUGCCUCCCAUUGAAAACCCAGACUAUGUUGCCUGCCCCUAUUGCAGACGCCGAUUUGCCCCCCAAGCAGCUGAGAGACAUAUUCCCAAAUGCAAAACCAUCAAGAACAGGCCCCCACCCCCACUGCAGAGGAGACGCUGCUGAGUCAGUGUCCAACUGUACCUGCUGCUGUCAUUCCCCGCCUGUUUUCUGCUGGUUCCCAGCCACAGACACUUGAAUUUUCCCUACUCUCAACCUUGGCCAUGAGUGUGUUGAGCUUGUAUGCACAUCCAGUGGGAAGCUCAGGACAUAUAAGCAGAAUACUAGAACUUGGGUACUUUGGCCUGUGUCCUGGGUUGCCCCCAUGCAGGAUGCCCCUCUGGGGGCCAUUUCUCCCAUCCAGGGAGUUCAACAUGGAGUCACAGCGUAGAUGUGAGGCUGUUGCUACUGACUGACUGUCAGCAGGACAGCAGUGAGGAGCAAACCAGCCGUCAGAAAGUGGCUGUUCUUCACAAUCAUAUUGUGCCUGUAGGUUAGAGAGGCUUGGGCUUUUUUCCUUUUUUCUUUUUUAAUUUUUCUUUAACUAGUGGUGUCUGAUGUGAAGAGAGCUGUUCUCCUUUAGCUCAUACAUGGCUGCAGACUCAGGUUUUUUUCCUUCUCCAAAGGCAGUGUAGUGCUGUUCAUGGGACGAGCUGGGCCAAACACAGCAUGUGCCUUUUGUUUGUUCUACUGCUCUGUAGGUGCACAAGGUCACCCCUGAAUGUGCUGACAGCAACUGUGGUUCUGUCUGGGGUAGCAUUUUUGUUGUAGCUUCUUACAUUCAGACAAGGUAUUUGGAAAAGUCAGACCGAGGGAGGGGAGUGAACCAUGUAAGCAGUGAACUUUUCUGCAGCACAGACUGCUCUGUUCUUCAGUCCUUGGUAUCUGCGCUAGAUGACUGGAUCCAGAGCUGCUGCUUGGUCAUUGCUUGUGCUCUGUCCUGUUUUGUAUAGUACUGUUUGGCUGAGUAAUGAAAGCUGUGUAGGUAGGUAGGUAGGUUUAUUCCACACUUGUUCUGCAGGAGCCUGAGUUUAUUUAGAUGCUUUUCUAGAAUGCUGGUGAUGAUCCUGGGGCUACUUCUUACCAGCUGAAGAUCUGUAACAUUACUAUUUAGAAAUCUAGUGUGACAUUGUUUGAAUUGGAAAAGGAGAACUGGGAGGAGUAUUAUAAUAUUACAAUGCUUCCUUGACACAAGAAGUUCAGGAUCAGGAAUUCAGGGGGUUAGAAAAGGCAGCAGUAGCGGGCACUUACUGUUUGAGUCCACGUGUCGAUUCACGUGCACGGAACAGCAGAGAUACUCCGAACUGGUCAGAACAGAACAUCCCAAUGUGUUCCUUACCACAUACAAUAGCUGGGACUCAGAGCUGGGAAAGGGCGGAAGAAGAAAUACUUAAUUAAAGAAUAAUGCCACACAAGAUCAAAAAUAGGUCAUGAAUAAGCUCAUACUGGAAAUUAGGUUUCUAACCAGGGGCGGAUUGAGGUCAUGGAAAAACCUCCCAAAUAGAUUAGCACAGGCGAGGAACCUACACUGUUUCAAGAUGGACCUGGAGAUGAUCACAGAAGGGAGCACACUGCAGCAGGCAGAAAUUAAGAAUCCUGAUACAGAGCAUGUGUUCCUAGCUCCAGGCUUCUUGUAUAAAGUGCAAAGAACAGAUCAGCAACAGUUCUGUGACUCAGUGUAUCACUUUCAGGAGCUGAGAAGGAAUCUCCUUCCCAUGGCAACCUACCCUCAAUUCCUCACUUGGCUUCUGAUAUUUCUUUUAUUUUUAUUUUCCAUCCAGAAUGUUUAAGAACUGCUGCAGCUAAAAAAAAGAAGCCAAACACCCCCACCCCAGACAGUGCACUAAGGAACUUCACACCAGAAAACCUGUUAGCUGUUUCACUGAUAUUUUGGGGUUAAAUCAACAAUUAGAUUUAAUACAAAAAAACCUGGAGACUUUCUGCAGGCCAAGUUGCUAGGGACCUCUAAACACCCUUUCUUCAGUCAUCUGCUUUUUUUCAUCUUAGUUGCUGCAAUGGUACAUAAUUAUUACAAAAAUAUAGCCCUUCUUUUGCUUUAUUCUUAAGAUGUAAGGCAGUUAUUGAUGAUUUUUGUCUCAUGCUAAAGGUCUUUGUUUGUCAAACUGUCAAAGGGUCUUUUGGGGAAAACAGGUGUCCUACAGACCCUUUUAGAAAAUCAUCUGCUUAUAAUUGGUGACAGUUCCUGCACAUUUUUAAGUUCCAGAUUCUGAUCUUUAAUGUAUUAGACUAGUUCUGUUGUGUAAAAGUAAUUUUAAAUGGUCACAGAGUGGUUUGUGUUCUCAAAGAAAGAAUGACUACUUUGUAUGAGAGAGUUGCAACAGGAAGCAAACAAGGAACAAAAAAAAUCCAGCAGCUUCUUUUGCGAGUCCUUCAGUAAUGUAGCAGCAGCUCAUGGGAACCUAGAAAAAGAUGAAAAGCGACUAGAUUAAACUGGACUAGUCAGAAACUGAAUAUGAAGAAACACCCAGCCUUCAAUGGGUGGACCUGACUCCUGGAAGGAAUUGGAGAGCUUCUGCCCUAUAAAUGAGAGAAAUCUCAGUCCCUUGGCACACCCUACAAAAGCACAAAGGUCCCAGAACAGGUCAGUGCUGCACCGCACCAGCCAGGUAAAGAGUGUACAAACCUAGAGAGGAGAGAAAAAGCAGACUUGAAACACAGGAAAGUGAUUUGCUAUAUCCAAAUUGAUUGGAGAAACAAGAUCAAUGCCUUAACUUCAGCACUUUGAAAUACAGGAUAGUAACAGGUAACAAGAGGUAGGAAAGGGGUAAACUGGAACCUUUAUGUCAGCUUCCUUCUAUUAAUGAAAGGUGUAGCUGAAUUAAACAAAGAGUAGUUAAGAAAUUCAGUACCACUGCCUGUCUUGUAAUAUUAACUCUUGUUUCUGUUGCAAUAUAUUUUAUUGACUGUAUUUAGUGAACCCUGAAAGUCAGCAGAGUGCAAAUGGUGUAGACAGACACAGAAAAGCUUUUGAUACUGUAAAAUACAGCCAUCUGUUGGGGACUUAUUUUAAGUGACAGGCAAACAGCUAAUGCUGAGAUUGAAACUGUGUAUUAAACAGAAGUUAUUGAAAUGAAA